AUGGUUCCUACGAAACUCAUGGGUUUUGACAAGGAUUUGAAGGUCUUGGAGAACAGUGCAACCGUGUUCAAUUUGGCGUUGGUGGUUUUAUCUCUUCUGAUUGUAUUGGUGAGGAAGAUUGCGGCUUAUACUUGGCAAAAUAGAGUUACAAAGGAGGAGGCUGAUGAAGUUGGGAGUAGGGUUUCUGCAGUAGAAACUCAAUUUCUCAUUGUUGAAUUCGGUAAAGUUUAUAAAGCAUCAGUUUGUUGUUGCUUUUAUGUUCUCCUUCUACAGGCUGUGGUUUUUUGUUACGAUGGUGUUUGUUUAAUUACAAAAAUCUGCACAAGGGGAAAAGGGUGUGAGCUUGGAACCUCUGUUCUUGCCCGCAUCACAGUUUUUCGCUUGACAUCAUUGUUUAUAAUCAUCACAACUAUUUCUAUUAUAAUUGACUUUUCUGGUCUCAUUCUUCCGUCUGGUACUCUGGUUUGUAUGGCAUAUGAUGAGCUACUCGGAUUCCCCUUCGGGGCAUCUUGUAUGAUGCAAAAACCGAGUUUCUGA
Messenger RNA from Lactuca saligna, 537 nucleotides. The record is from the annotation of a GenBank genome assembly. NCBI's taxonomy places the organism in Eukaryota, Viridiplantae, Streptophyta, Magnoliopsida, Asterales, Asteraceae.